Molecule: messenger RNA, 1484 nt
Organism: Triplophysa rosa
Lineage: Eukaryota; Metazoa; Chordata; Actinopteri; Cypriniformes; Nemacheilidae
Gene: hlx1
Product: H2.0-like homeo box 1 (Drosophila)
Exons: 4
Coding region: 160-1242 (360 amino acids)
Biological process (GO): regulation of DNA-templated transcription
Molecular function (GO): DNA-binding transcription factor activity, RNA polymerase II-specific; sequence-specific DNA binding
Source: RefSeq, a predicted model, not a curated record
CGCAACUCUUGCUUAUGCAUCAUGGACCGCUGUCUAAAGUUUCAUACUUGAGAAGAAACGCAAGACGAAGCAACUUCUUAGAUGACUGUGUGCUUGAGCUGUAUGUAGUUGUGUGAGAUUCUCUUUCAUUCAUACAGCGGUUUGUUUUCUCCCGCAAGGAUGUACACGGCGGGACUGAAUCCUUUUUACGCAUCGAAUUUUAGCCUUUGGACAGCGUACUGUUCGGGUGGUUUUGGGGUGGAUACCAUGAAAAAACCCUCGUUUUGCAUCGCUGACAUUCUGCACGCUGGAGAUGCGGAAAACAUCCCCGGGUCAUCGGCGCUGAUGGCUCACAUCGGCGGCCGGGCGCAGGUUCACUCGUCGGGCUCUCCUCUGCGCCCGUCUCCGGUGGCUCCUGACGCGCGUCUCCACCCCGCGUCUGCGUAUCACAGGCACGGAAUACACCUGACAUCUGUGUCCAGAUGUCCGAUUAACGCGCAGUCCGCGCCUCCGCCGUGCAGUAAAGACCUUAAGUUCGGCAUCGAUCGGAUAUUAUCCACAGAUUUCGAGCACAAAUCCAAAGACUCCUCAUCAAUGCGAGAUCUCGCAUCGAUUGUUAGUCUGAAUCGGCAGUCAGGAGUCCAUGUCUCUGCCAGCGCGUACUUCGCGUCCAUAGACCCGACCAUGAGCGAAACCUCCUCCAUGAUGGGUUCAAUAAGCAAUGCCGCCAGACAAACAGGGCAACAUCAGUUUCAGGACACCUUCCCAGGGCCGUAUGCGGUGCUAUCCAAAGACUCCAUGCCACAGACAUACAAGAGGAAGAGAUCUUGGUCCAGAGCGGUGUUCUCCAACCUCCAGAGAAAAGGACUUGAAAAGCGUUUUGAAGUCCAGAAGUAUGUGACAAAACCGGACAGAAAACAACUGGCUGCGAUGCUCGGCCUCACCGAUGCACAGGUCAAAGUUUGGUUCCAGAACCGACGGAUGAAAUGGAGACACUCCAAGGAGGCUCAGGCCCAGAAAGACAAAGACAAAGACAAAGAACAGCCGGACAAGUCCACGACCGAGGCCGAACCCAAAGAGCGCGAUGAUUCUGAAUGCGAAAGCGAACCGAGCGAAUCUGAAUUCGAAGACGGGCCGGAGGACAAAAGCGACGUGGACAUUUGUGAACUGAAUAAAACCGGUGUGAUUAUCCCAUGCACGAGCACAGAGGACACGACAAACCCCACGACAGAAGCGAACACAGCCACACAAAUACUGCUGUGAGGAACCACGAUCACAAGCAUCACCACGUCUUACAAUACACAACACAAACAGACAAGCUUGAGCCACAGAGACUCGUGAAGGAAAACAUUUGCUCUUAACACAACCGUUUGACCUUCUACGUGACGAUUUGGAAAUCGAAUGUUCAUGAAUUCAGACUGUUGAUAAACUUGACUGUAUUAUAUUUUUCGUCUGUAAGUAUUUGCACUGAAAAUGUAAAUAAAGUUUGUUAUUGUUCCAAGUGG